GAGUCUGUGGUUUAAACAGUGUGUGUGUGUCAAUGCAGCAGGAAAUCACUGAAGGCUGUGGUCACAUUGGACAUGUGGCUGAUCAUCUACCAGCCUGCAACGAGGUAAAAAGACGUCACCGAUACUGAGUAUUCACAUGAAAGACAUUCUUCGCUGUUCCCCCCAAAAGGAAGGUUUAAACACUCAGCAAAGGAGGUGCUGGAACUGCCAUUCCUGGACACUCCAUCAAUUCAUAAUCCGAAUAAUUGAAGACUCGUCUUAAUUUUGUGGGAACGAAUUCAUUCCUUCACCUCUGAGUCACCUCCCUCCUUUGGUCACAGUCUGAGACAGAACCACAGCAGGUUCUGUUAUUCAAACACUCCUCACUCUGGGCAUGAUAUCUCAGCUUAGCAUCUGCUCCACCGUGCCCCCACUCGAUCUUACAACUGCCAUGUACGAUGACUAUGACUCGACCGAUGAGCUGGUGUCUGUGGAUUAUGAUCAGUUUGUACAGCAGUGUCAGAAGGCAGAUGUACGCUCUUUCCGUCAGUCCUUCCUGCCAGCCAUCUACGCGGUCAUCACCGUCCUCGGCUUCCUGGGUAAUGGUCUGGUUGUCAUCACCUACAUUUAUUUUAAACGACUAAAGACCAUGACAGACGUGUACCUGCUGAACCUGGCCCUGGCUGAUCUGCUGUUCCUCUUCACCUUGCCAUUUUGGGCGGUCAAUGUGGUGAAGCAGUGGGUCUUUGGCCCGGUGAUGUGUAAGACCGUCUUCGUGCUGUACCGGGUCAGCUUCUUCAGUGGCAUGCUGCUGCUCAUGUGUAUCAGCAUCGACCGGUACUUCUCCAUCGUGAGAGCUGCUUCGGCCCAUCGCCACCGCUCCAAGGCGGUGUACUACAGUAAGAUUGUCUCUGUUUGUGUCUGGCUGUUCUCGUUGGUUCUGUCCAUGCCUGAGCUGCUGUACAGUGGCCAGAAGCACAUUGAUAAUGGGCUGCUGUGCAAAAUGAACCUGGACAACAGCACAGUUCUGUUCACGGCAGGCACACAGUUAACUGUAGGCUUCCUCAUCCCUUUUGUAGUCAUGCUGUUCUGCUAUUGUGUGAUCAUUAAGACCUUACUAUUGGCCAGGAAUUUUGAAAAGAACAAAGCAAUUAAGGUAGUCUUUGCAGUGGUGCUAGUCUUCCUCCUGUUUCAGUUACCCUACAACAGUGUGAUGCUGAUAGACACUAUCAACGACGUUAAUGCCACUGUCACCAAAUGUGAAGCGAGCAAGAGAAUGAAUAUAGCCAUCGAUGUGACAAAGAGCCUGGCCUACGUCAGAUGUUGCCUCAAUCCUUUCCUGUACGCCUUCAUUGGAGUCAAGUUCCGCAAUGACCUGUUGAAACUGAUGAAGGAGUUGGGUUGCAUGAGCACAGAGCAGCUGGUUAAAUACACCCACUUUAAGGCCACCCUGACCAGUAAACGUGGUUCCACUGUAACAGACACAGACAGUACAACCACCUUCUCCCCAUGACACCGUGCUGUCUGAACUCACUGACAGUAUCUCCUUGGGAGACUCACCUGGACAGACAUGCAAAACCGAGAGAUUUUCACAAAAUGUUAAUGUGUCAGUGAGAUGGUCCUGGAGAGAGCCUGAGUGUAGCCUGCACCAGGACAUUACCUUCAUCAAUGGUGUGCCCAGAGAGCACAGCUGCAAGUACUGACUGGGCCCUCAGUCUCCGUUUCAAACUGCUGGCUGCAAUUCUGAACAAUUCUUCGAUUUCCUGAUUCUUUGACUUCAGAUUAAAGCUGUCUCCCAGCCUGACCUUUCACCCUGCCUCACCAGCAGGUUGACAGUAAUAGUCACAAGAGCAGGUUUUAUUAGUUGCUGUGGUUACAUAGUCUCUCACAUUCGGAGUGACAUCACACUCGUCCUCACUGCCCUGACAGACACUGUGCUUUCCAAAGUUUAGCUCACGCUCCAACCCAAAUACAAGCAGGUCCUGAAACCCAGGGGAACAACCACUCAGUUGGGGAAAUAAUCUGGAGUCAUUCCCUUGUUCCAGUUUUGAGACCCUGCUGUAUCCCACUGAUAGUCAGUCUGUACCCCAGUGAGAGUCAGGACAAGGGGAGAAAGCUACCUUUAAAAGAAUGCUUCAUGUAGUUGUUUGUAUCUAUUUCCCAUUUAUUUUCUCUUGAUAAUUUGAAAUUAAGAAUGUGAUGUCGAUUCUGUAAUGCAAAUGUGUUGAAUUCUAUCAAAAAUGUUUAGGUGUAUUUAAAAAACUAGGAAUGGGCUUUGGAAGAUUCUUUUAAAGUGUUGCCCAUGUUACUUUCCUCUGCUUUUACAUUUUGCACUUAUUGAUAUGUUCAUAUUUCACGUCAAAGUCAUCAUCACAUCAAGGUCACGGCUCCAGAUAUUGAAAAGGGAGGACCAAUUUUAAUUUCCUGUCACAACAUCUCUUUAAAAGUGAUAUAUUUUGGGCAUUCCUCAUGUGGCUGAACUCUCUACCUCAGACUCUCCCUUUCCUUGUCUUUGCAGUAUUUUACACUGGCUCAGUGAAGGGGAUACCAAUAAACACAAUCCCUACUGACACCAACUUCCCAACCUCCCACAGCCCAAAGAAAAUCCUUCAUUCCAACACAGCUGCUGCCUCCCACCGUCCAACCCUGACUCUCAACAUUAACCCCCCCCCCCUCCAAUUCACAGUCAGUUGGAAUCGGGAGUCACUUUAAGAUGAGUCAGACCUAGAAACCAGUGAAUGUGAAAAGCCAGUAAUCUUCAUGGAGCCGUCAUGACCAGGGCACCAUCAACAUUUGCAUUAUUGGAAUGUGACUACUUUAAAAUUCUCACCUUUGUUUUCAAAUCCUUUGAUGGCCUCAUCUCUCCCGAUCUCUGUAAUCUCCUGCUGUCAACCCUCUGAGAUCUCUGCAGCUCUUCUGUUUUUGGCUUCUUGAACAUGCAGAAGUUUAAUCCCAGGUGCAGCUUUCACUGUCUAUCCCUCUCUGCCUCAGAUUUCCUUCUUUAAGCUGUUCAUUAAAAGAAACCCCUUUCACCUGUCCAAAUAUCCCCUCACGCAGACCUGAUGCUAGAUAUUAAUUAAAUCCUGUGAAGCGCAUUGUGAGGUUUAGUAUAUUAAAGUCAACAUAUAAAUACAAGUUGUUUUAAUUUUUGUACCGCGGUAAAAUUGAAGUUAUGAGAUUGUGGUUGAUGAAGAUAUCAGUAAUUGGAUCUCUUUCAAUGAAUGUAUUGGAGUUUAGCACAUUUCUUUUUUAAAAGUUUUCAACGUGUUUAGUGCGAAUGUAUUGCUAAUUUUAACUUUGAGGCUGUGUAAUAUUACUUUGAGUAAUUGUAUUUAGAAGCAGAGUUGAUAAAGUGUGGUGCUGGAAAAGCACAGCAGGUCAGGCAGCAUCUGAGGAGCAGGAGAAUCGACGUUUCAGGUAGGACCUUUCAUCAGGAGUCCUGACCCAUGAGUCCGAAUAAAGGGCUUUUGCCCAAAACGUUGAUUUCCCUGCUCCUCGGAUGCUGCCUGACCUGCUGUGCUUUUCCAGCACCACACUCGCGACUCUAAUCUCCAGCAUCUGCAGUGCUCACUUUCUCCUUGUAUUGGAGAGUUUGGAGCACCAAAUAUUUUUGUAUGAAUUAAUCAUCUUUAUUGUAAAAAGAAUGCCUUCCUGUAAUAAAAGCCUGUCUUAAAAUGUUCCCGUUGAUAC
Hemiscyllium ocellatum (epaulette shark) is the source of this 3669-nucleotide messenger RNA. It is a transcript of the gene ccr7, whose product is annotated as chemokine (C-C motif) receptor 7. NCBI's taxonomy places the organism in Eukaryota, Metazoa, Chordata, Chondrichthyes, Orectolobiformes, Hemiscylliidae. The record is from RefSeq and is a predicted model, not a curated record. Gene Ontology annotation, molecular function: chemokine (C-C motif) ligand 19 binding; C-C motif chemokine 19 receptor activity; chemokine (C-C motif) ligand 21 binding. Gene Ontology annotation, biological process: inflammatory response; G protein-coupled receptor signaling pathway; immune response. The coding region runs from base 374 to 1492 and encodes 372 amino acids. The transcript has 4 exons. Gene Ontology annotation, cellular component: membrane.